AGCAAGUUCACGGAGGAAGCUCUGUAUGAAGUGCGCAUGCGCGUUGCGGUUCAAAACAAAACGCUGCAGUUUACUGCGUGAUUUCAUCCUGGAAGACUCUGUCAAAUAUCGGUAUGUCCAGACUUCAUCCCUGUUCCUGACGACACCUGUUACAUUUAACUCCGAAACCCCUUUGUAAGGUGUUUGUGGGACUGUGACCAAGUAUGAUGGGUGCACUCGGAAACGGUCGACGUGGCGGUCGCUCCCCGUCUUUGCUGGUAGCGGCUCUCAUCGCCUGCGUCCUCCUGCUCGGCUUCAACUACUGGGUCUCGAACUCAAGAAACAUCGAGCUGCAGAGCAGGAUAUUGGAGAUGGAGGGCCACAUGAGGCAGCUGGCUGCAGACAGAGACCGAGAGCAGCAGAGCAAGCUAAAGGACGAGGAGGAGACGCGCAGACAGAACGAGCAGCUGGAGUUAAUGGAGGAAACACACCAGAGACAGCAGGAGAACACUCUCAUCACCUGGAAACACGAAAGAGAGAAACUGAAGCUCAAUAUUUCCUCCAGUAUUAAAACAGUGCAAGACAUGAAGAACCGUAUGAAGUCAUUAAUGGAAGAUGUUAAUAAAAUGCAGAGCGAGCUGAAGUCCUGUCAAAGUAACAUGGACACGCUUAGUAAGAAAGCCACCAGUGAAAUGACUCAGUGUAACAAUCAAAUUGAGGCCAUGAAAGAGGAAUGCAAUGCGAAAAUUGCAGCUGCCAAACUGGAAAAGCAAAAUACAUUUGAAAAGGUUGCUCUACAGAAUGCUGAUGGUUCCAUACAGAAAGUCUCUGUUUCAAAAGCCAAAUCUGAUGUUCCUGCUACAAACCAUUCUGAUAAAAAUGUGGCAGAAUCUCCAAAAGGCAAACCAGAUGUGGAUUCACAGUCUAAAAACGAUGCUCACGUCCAAACCAUUAAGUUAGUUGUUGUGGAAAAGGAUGAGAAAGAUGCUGUAAUUUUACAAGACUCACCCAUCCCCACCUCCAAACUGACCAAUAAGAAUGAGACUCUUAAGAAACCAGCCAAUGAAGAAGUUCCAGAAACAGUGGUGGAUGUUAAAGCACAGGCUUCAAAGGCCGCAGAUACUGUAAUGGAUGAAGCAGGGAUUUUAGACCCAAAGGAAGAUGAAAUGGGGAUUGGAGAUGAGAGAGAGGAAGAUGCCAACAUUGAGGACAGGAAAGAGGAAGACGCUGCAAUUGGGAAGGAAGAUGCCAUUAUGUACGACAAUGAGGGUGAAAUAGAAAAACAGCUGUCCAAGAUUAAAGAUGAAAAUCAAGGUGCUGGUCAAGAUCUAGAGGAUGAUGUGGCAAAUUAUAAUGGUGAUGAUGACAACCAACCAGAGUCUGAGGAUGAGAAGCAGGCAGAGCUUGCAGAGACGUAGUUCCUGAUCACAUGAUGUGUCUGCUGACAGCAACAAUUUCUCCAGCUAAAGACAGACACAGACUCUUAUUAGUGACUGUUCUGAACCUCUCAACGGUUGGAGAAGACACCUGCUGUAAAGACUGAUUUGUUCUGGGUGAAUACUGCACUACUGUGUAAUGAAGGAUAUGAAUCUCAUCCCUCUUACCAGGACAGGCAUGGUGAAAACAUUAUUUUUCUAGUACUGAUUUUAGGUUAAACUUGAAUGUAACUACUACUCUUAUGACAUCGAGCCUUUAAAUGAAUGCAUCAUGGUGAAUUUUCCUUAUUAAAUGAAAGAUGCUUUGUUCUUAAACAAAAGCAACAGCUGUUCUGUUACAAAAGCUACUUCAUCUGGUCUUAAUGGUUUUGUGUUCUAUUUUGAUGUCUAAACAUUUUAGCUGCUGAAAAAUGCAUAGGAAUAUUAGAUGUUUAGAAGACACUUAACACUCAUUUAACAGUGCAAUCCAGUCCUUUAUUUGCUGUAAAAAGUUACUUUUAUGUAAGAAUUGCAUUUUAAUUUCUUUUUAAUAUGUCAUGUUGGGAACUGAAAUAUUUUUUAAUA
Molecule: messenger RNA, 1979 nt
Organism: Sinocyclocheilus anshuiensis
Lineage: Eukaryota; Metazoa; Chordata; Actinopteri; Cypriniformes; Cyprinidae
Product: Golgi membrane protein 1-like
Exons: 10
Coding region: 204-1397 (397 amino acids)
Cellular component (GO): Golgi apparatus
Source: RefSeq, a predicted model, not a curated record